Trematosphaeria pertusa is the source of this 1026-nucleotide messenger RNA. RefSeq names its product carnitinyl-CoA dehydratase. Gene Ontology annotation, molecular function: enoyl-CoA hydratase activity. The record is from RefSeq and is a predicted model, not a curated record. Gene Ontology annotation, biological process: fatty acid beta-oxidation. The transcript has 2 exons. Gene Ontology annotation, cellular component: mitochondrion. The coding region runs from base 175 to 1026 and encodes 283 amino acids. Lineage: Eukaryota; Fungi; Ascomycota; Dothideomycetes; Pleosporales; Trematosphaeriaceae.
CCUCGGUCGAGGUUUCGCGUUCCGGGGAAGCUUUCACGACGCGUCGAGCUUGGAGAUUUUGGUACAAUAAUUUUGCGAAAUGGGAGUUUGAGAUUCCUGGGGACUUCUUCGUCCAGAUAGACGGAUCCCUCUGCAGCCUCACCACUCCUCCGUCAACCACCUCAAACCGUCAAAAUGACAACGCCCCUCACCAAAAACCCCAUGCCCUCGUGGAUAGAAUCCCCCUAUCCGCACGUCCAGCACUCGCUCAUCACCUUCCCCGCAAAGCACAUCCUCCUCGUCACCAUCAACCGGCCAGAAGCGCGCAACUGCCUCCCCGUCGAAGGCACCAUCGAGCUGGGCGCACUCUGGAAAUGGUACGACGCGGAGCCCGAGCUGCGCUGCGCCGUUUUCACCGGCGCGGGAGAUAAAGCGUUCUGUGCGGGCAUGGAUCUAAAGCAGAGACUGGAUAUCAUAGAAACGGGGGAGAUUGCGCAUGAUUAUCCGCCGGGCCAGUUCGCAGGCAUGAGUAAUCGCACGGGAAAGAAGCCGAUUAUCGUGGCGUGCAAUGGGCAUGCACAUGGCGGCGGAUUCGAAGCGAUAUUAAACGCGGACGUUAUCUUUGCGAGCCCGAACGCCACGUUCGCCCUUCCAGAAGUCCUGCGCGGCGUAUCCGCGCUCGCGGGCGCGCUCCCACGCGUUUUCCACCUCUUUGGAAAUCACCGGGCUAUGGACCUGAUCCUAACCGGUCGCCGUCUCGGUGUGCAGGAGGCUAAAGAUUGGGGAUUGGUCAAGGAAAUCGUGCCACAGGAGAAGCUAUUGGAUACGGCGAUAGAGUACGCGAAGCUGAUAGCGAGAUUGAGUCCUGAUAGUGUGAUUAUUUCACGGCUGGCAGCGAGGGAGGCGUGGGAAACGGGAGUGUCGAGGGCAACGAUGAGAGGCCAGGAGCUGUGGGCGGAGAAUAUGCUAAGGAGUGAGAAUGCGAGGGAGGGUUUGGCGGCGUAUCGGGAGAAGAGGGAGCCGAGGUGGAAGAGGAGUCAUCUGUAG